Physella acuta is the source of this 1056-nucleotide messenger RNA. Its product is annotated as growth hormone secretagogue receptor type 1-like. Gene Ontology annotation, molecular function: G protein-coupled receptor activity. Gene Ontology annotation, cellular component: plasma membrane. Gene Ontology annotation, biological process: G protein-coupled receptor signaling pathway. Lineage: Eukaryota; Metazoa; Mollusca; Gastropoda; Physidae. The record is from RefSeq and is a predicted model, not a curated record.
AUGCCUAAAGCUGAUGUCUGCCCUGUGGCUCUGUUCCUGUUCGGCACGAUCGGGAACCUGCUGAUCCUGCUGACCUUACGUAACCUGCGUCUAGGGCGCAGCUCCAUGCACCUGUACCUGCGGGCUCUGGCCAUCUCGGACCUGCUGGUGCUCUACACGGGGCUCCUGCGCCAGUGGCUCGCCUGGACCUUCGACGUGGACCUGCGGGACCAGCACGUCAUCCUGUGCAAGCUGCACACCUGGCUGCUGCACGUCACGCUCUACACGUCAUCCUGGCUGCUGGUCGUCAUGACCUUGGAGCGCUCGUGCUCCGCCUGCUUCCCCCACCGCGUCAGCUCCUUCUGCACCAAGCGCCGCGCGUGUCUCGUCAUCCUGGUCAUCGUGGCCUCCCAGCUGGCCAUCCAGAGCCACUUCCUGAUUGGUCUCUCUCUCGUCCCCAACCCCAGCAACGUCACGGUCUGUGCCGCCUCCUCCACGCAGUAUGACUUCGUCGUGAACACAAUUUUACCCAUCGCCGAUGUCGUUUUGCUGUCUCUGCUUCCAUUCUUGUUUGUUAUAGUCGGGAAUGUCGUCAUCGUCUGGCGCGCCUUCCUGUCCUUGAAAACGGCAGCAGAACUGAGCUUAACUUUCAGUAAAAAUGUUCUCCAGCGUAAGCGUAGGACCUCGUCUAUGACGAUUAUUUUAAUAGGACUCAGCGCUAUUUUUUUGCUGACGACGUCACCGUCUUGUGUGUACAAUCUCUGGGAGCUGGGGGGCGGGGAUGACUCGUCGGUGCACGGGGCGGCCAGGGCGGAGCUGGCGUGGGCGCUGGUCAAUAUCCUGAUGUACUGCAACAACACCUUCAACUUCUACCUCUACUGCCUCAGCGGCCGAAAGUUCCGGAACGAGAUGAGGCGCCAGUUCUCCCGCCCCCACACAGAUUCUUUAUCCAACGCCCCCUCGGGGGUGUCGGUACAGAUGCAACGUCUGGCCCACAGUGACGUCUACAACAGCAGUUACUCGCCCCUGACUUACCAGACGUCCCUCAUCGCUAGACAAAGCAACGCGUACUUGUGA